UACAAAGCCAACCCAUUUCGUUCAGUUUUCAGCAAAUUUCCCUACUUUAAUAUCGUGCAGUCAAAAGUAUUUGACGAGGUUCAUCUUAUUAAAGAUGACGCCAGAGGAGCUGCUGUUGAAGCUGUUAUCAGUCGUAUGAAAACCGUUCAAUCCACUAUGACCCACUGCAGCACUGGAGGAAAUAUCAGUAGUCUUGAUAGAGUGAGCAUGCGACUUUUGGCCAUCUCAGCAACCAUACCAAACGUGGAAGAUAUUGCAGCCUGGCUUGGAAGAAUUGACUCUCCUGCGUCUCACUACAGUAUGGACGAUUCACACCGACCAGUUAAACUUCGUAAGGUCGUUCUUGGUUUUUCCAAGGGGAAUAAAUUCUCCGACUUCCGAUUUGACUUUUCUCUCAAUUAUAAGCUGAGUGGCAUCAUUCAAACUUACUCGGAUCGGAAACCUACUCUUGUGUUUGAUUCAUCCGCCACUGCGGUCAUUUUGACAACAAUUGCAAACAAGGAAAAGUACACCGGCCUUCUUGAAGGAACUCAGAAAUUGGAAAGCAGCUUGCACCAUCAUCUUAUUGAGCACUUGAACGCAGAAAUCGUCCUCAACACUAUCACAGACGUAUCUAUUGCUUUAGGGUGGUUGAAGUCCACCUUCUUGUAUAUAAGAAUAUUAAAGAAUCCAACACACUACGGGAUACCUCAGGGACUUGAGAAAGAAGGCUUGGAACAAAAGUUACAAGAUAUUUGUUUAAAGAGCCUAAACACACUGGAAAAGGCUGGACUGGUAAAAAUGGACGACGGUUUUGAUCUCAUGCCCACAGAGCCAGGUCGUCUGAUGGCCAGAUAUUAUAUUGCUUACGACUCCAUGAAACAGUUUCUUAACAUCAAAGGAACGGAAAGCCUUAGUGACAUAGUUGAUCUGGUGUCGAAGUGCAGAGAAUUUUCCGAUGUCAAGCUACGAAUGAACGAAAAACGAGUACUAAAUACUCUAAACAAGGACAAAAAUAGCGAAACAAUAAGGUUUCCGAUCAAAGGAAGAAUCAAGACAACGGAACAAAAGGUUAAUUGCCUUAUACAAGCCACACUUGGUUCACUUCCAAUAGCGGAGUUCUCCCUGAGCCAAGAUGUUACGAAAAUCUUUCGAGCCGGACAAAGAAUUACUCGCUGUUUGACUGAACUACAAAUGUUGAAAAGUAGUUUCAUGUCACUUCAGAAUUCAGUCAUUUUUGCGAAGUGUAUGAGAGCCAGAUUGUGGGAGAAUUCCAGAUUUGUCUCAAGGCAACUGGAGAAAGUUGGACCUUCGUUGUCGACUAUGAUGGUAAACGCUGGCUUGACAUCCCUCAAGAAAAUUGAAGAAACAAAUCCUCGAGAAAUAGAAUUGAUCGUCAAUCGUCAUCCACCUUUCGGUAGUCAGAUUCGGGAAGCAGCUUCAAACUUACCAAAGUAUGAUGUUUCCGUUCAGCAGACAGGGAAACAUCAGCCAAAUCGUUCCGAGAUUGUGAUCUCAGUGACUAUGAUGAACUAUAUAAAGCGAAAAGAUGCGAUUGGGUCAGGAAGAAACAGCCACUUCUGCAUUCUGAUGAUAGCUGAUACCGAAAACAACGUGGUGUUUAAACAGAGAUUAGGAGAUUUUGUGUUUUUGAAAGAGGGAUACUGGAGUAAGAGAGUCGAUAUACAGCGAACGGCUGCUCAGUCUCCAGAUUUGAACUUACACCUUAUCAGUCAAGAAUAUGUCGGUUUGGACGUGAGUAAACGGUUUUCCCCUCAGUACAGUGUUGGACGGCCGUACAUUAUCAUGAAGAAUGAACUACAAGCGUAUGCUCCUAAGCUUGUGAAGAACAAUGUCUCCAAUUUAGAGUCGCACAGCAGCACCAGCACAUCCGAGGCAGGAACGCCAAGGGUCCCUUGCAGUCAUCGUUGCCUCAACAAGGAAGUUUGUGGUCAUGAAUGCUGCAAACAAGGCGGCAACUCCAAGAAAAGGAAAAAGAAGUCAGAGGUGGAGCAGAAGAAAGGACCACAUCGUUUACCAUUGAUGAGCACACCAUCUAUAGAUGAUCAAAAGGAAACUACCGUAAUGGAUGAACAAGGAAAUAUGAAUUCCUUCCUGAAAAACUUUCACAUGAGAACUCAAGCCAUUCCUGGUACGCCAGCCAAACGCCUAAAGGUAACUACCUGUAGUUGUUACUUACAGUUCUUAUAG
Stylophora pistillata is the source of this 2190-nucleotide messenger RNA. Its product is annotated as putative ATP-dependent DNA helicase HFM1. The record is from RefSeq and is a predicted model, not a curated record. Gene Ontology annotation, molecular function: nucleic acid binding; ATP binding. NCBI's taxonomy places the organism in Eukaryota, Metazoa, Cnidaria, Anthozoa, Scleractinia, Pocilloporidae.